AUGCAUUCGACAGUAUUCUUCAUUGUUGUCCAUAUGACAAUCACAAUGUGUCUGGCUGUCGGCGGCAAUCUUUUUAUGAUUUUCGUCAUUUGGAGGGGAAAUCGGGCGGCGAGGAGGAGGAUAUCGCCCGUUCAGUUUCUUCUACUUCAUACUUGCGCCGCCGACUUGCUGUUUGCUCUGUGUUGUCUAGGGACUGAAAUUUUAUUAAUGCUGAUCUAUCCGUUUCAAGGUUCCGCCUGGUUGUGUAAGGCCAUCCGCUACACCCAAAUGGUACCUCUCUACGCUAGCCCUUUCCUCCUAGUAGCGAUAAGUGCCGAUCGAUAUCAGGCAAUUUGCCGACCACUAGCUCAUUACCGUCGAAAUCGAUACAAGAUCCCGACCUAUCUGGCGAUCUGCGCUUGGGCCCUGGCGCUGAUCUGCUCUAUUCCACAAGUUUUCAUUUGGGGAAAGUUUGGCAAAAACCAACAAUGCGCCACUUUUUACGGCCAUGGAACGUCGAUCAUAAAGAGUGUAUAUGUCGUAGCCUUCAACACAAUCGCCUGGCUUCUCCCCUCAAUCAUGGCCGGCUGGUUCUACUAUAAAGUUUGUAAAGCCGUCUGGAUGUCUUAUAAUUCACGACCUCAACUCGAUCUGACAACAGCCCGUACGAGCCAAUGUGACAGCACCGAGACUGAAAACUACGUCACGCGACUCCGAAAGAAAUCCUGUGGAAUUAGGCGUCAAACGUCAGAAUUCGACCGAAAACGUAUGCAAACCGUGCGACUUACGCUGACAAUUAUCGCGUGCAAUUUCUUCCUCUGGGCCCCGUUCUGUGUGGUGAAUGUGCUGCAAGCAAAUGCACCCAGUCUAUUGAGCCCGUCACUAAUGGUGUACGUCGUAGUGUUGGGGAAUUUGAAUUCAUGCGUGAACCCGUGGAUUUACAUCCUGUUUAACCGAUCACACGUCCAUCGCGCGUUCUGCGGCGCGUCGAAGAGUGCCGACAAACCGCGCGCCAAGCCAAUUAUCUUUACGACCGGCCUGCAGCAGAAAACCGCCAGAGAUCUCUCAUAUAGCCAAAGAUCGACCACAUAUUCUUCCUGUAGUCGCAUGGGUACUACAAAUGGCAUAUCAGAAUUAUCCGACGCUGUAGUCAGCAAUACACACAAGAAUAGCUGCACGACCACGACCCGCGUUUCUGCCACCACCGAAACAUCUGCCCUCGUUAUUGUACCUCAAGAAAAACGGAAAAGCCGGAGAAGCCGUAAGAAUAUCAAGCGCGCACGUUCGAUUUGCGUGACAAAAGAUGAAAAGCGGGCCCUACUCGAAAAGCAGAAUCCGCCUCCUUCC
Molecule: messenger RNA, 1326 nt
Organism: Mesorhabditis spiculigera
Lineage: Eukaryota; Metazoa; Nematoda; Chromadorea; Rhabditida; Rhabditidae
Source: the annotation of a GenBank genome assembly